Molecule: messenger RNA, 7124 nt
Organism: Eublepharis macularius
Lineage: Eukaryota; Metazoa; Chordata; Lepidosauria; Squamata; Eublepharidae
Gene: TYRO3
Product: TYRO3 protein tyrosine kinase
Exons: 19
Coding region: 306-2927 (873 amino acids)
Biological process (GO): cell surface receptor protein tyrosine kinase signaling pathway; phagocytosis; multicellular organism development
Cellular component (GO): signaling receptor complex
Molecular function (GO): transmembrane receptor protein tyrosine kinase activity; ATP binding; protein binding
Source: RefSeq, a predicted model, not a curated record
UAACAAGCGCUGGGCAGAGACAGCAGGGGCAGCCCAGCGUUUGGUGAUAUUCCUGAAUCUUCCACAUCAGGCUGUGUUCGUUUGUGUAAAAGGCACGAGCAGCAAGCUCUGCGGGCGCCGGAGGAAGAACCUGGAAGAGCCUCGCUUCGGGUGUCUUCUGCUUGAUUCUUCGCGUUGCCGUACGCCCCUUCCUCCUCCUCCUUUUUUUUUCUUCCUCCGGAGUGUGCGUGCUUUGUUGUAAGGGGAGGAAAGGCAACCGGCUUGGAGGUAGCGGGGAGGAUGGUGAAGAUGAUGAUGUGGAAGAAAUGGAGAUGAAACGGAAUAUGCGGAUUCGGGGACUCCUGUUGCUGCUGCUGCCGCCGCUAUGGGCUGCGCUUCUCCGGGACGUCGUGGCUGUAACAGGCACAAAAAUUACUGGAAUGCCAAUCAAACUGAAGGUGUCCCAAGGACAGCCAGUGAAACUGAACUGCAGCCUUGAAGGAAUGGAAGACCCAGAGAUGCUGUGGAUCAAGGAUGGAGCUGUGGUCCAGAGUGUAGACCAGGUGUACAUUCCAGUAGAUGAAGAGCACUGGAUUGGUUUCCUCAGCUUGAAGUCUGUAGAUAGAGCAGACUCGGGAAAGUACUGGUGCCAAAUUGAGACCAAGGGGAAGAAAAAAGAAUCUCAGCAAGUGUGGCUCAUUGUGGAAGGCGUUCCUUACUUCACCAUUGAACCUGAAGAUCUGUCUGUAGUCCCUAAUACUCCCUUUCAUAUGGCCUGUGCUGCAGUUGGUCCACCUGAGCCAGUUACAAUUGUCUGGUGGAUGGGCGAUUCAAGAGCUGGGCUUCCUGACAUCUCCCCCUCCAUCCUCAAUGUGUCAGGUAUUAAUCAAAGCACAGUUUUCUCCUGUGAAGCCCACAACAUAAAGGGCCUAUCUUCAUCUCGGACAGCCACUGUGCAAAUUAAAGCUGUCCCUUUUCCACCUCUCAAUGUGACGGUAACCCGAAUCACCAGCAACGAUGCCAGUGUCACUUGGGUGCCUGGAUUUGAUGGCCGUUCCCCACUUCGUUCUUGUACAGUUCAGGUGGCUGAACCUGAAGAAGAGGAGCAGUUUUCCAUAGAAGUUAUCCCUGUCCCAUCCUUUACCUGCGGUUUACCUGGAUUAAAGCACUCCACCAAUUACAGUGCCCGGGUCCAAUGUGCUAAUGAAAUGGGAAGCUCCUCUUUUACAGAAUGGGUCUAUUUUCAGACCUUGGGUUUAGCUCCAAACAGUACUGCACAAAAUGUACAUGUUAUCCAGAGAGAUUCUUGCCUGAUUUUGGAAUGGGAAACUGCAGCUUCAGAAAUGCUUAGAGAUGGUACUGUGGGAUACAGGUUGGAAUGGAUUCAAGAUAACAUAACUCAGGGGGAAAUGGUAGUGCAGGAGACAAGAGCUAACCUUACUAUGUGGAAUCCCCUAAAAGACCUUAUCAUAAGAGUGUGCAUGCUCAACUUGGCUGGUUGUGGACCUUGGAGUGAGCCUUUACUGGUAACAGCCCAAGAUUUAAUAGGAGGACAGCGACAGGCCCGUUACGGCACAUCCUGGGUCCCAGUGGUUCUAGGAAUUCUUACUGCCCUUGUUACAGCUGUUGCCUUGGCACUAAUCCUCCUGCGAAAAAGAAGAAAAGAAACUCGUUUUGGUCAUGCUUUUGGCAGCGUGGUGGGAGGGGAUCCCGUGGUCCAUUUCAGAGCAGUGAGAUCUUUCAACAGAGAAGGCCCAGAGCUUAUCGAAGCAACAUUGGACAGUAUAGGAAUCAGUGAUGACUUGAAGACCAAACUGAAGGAUGUCCUGAUCCAGGAGCAGCAGUUUACUUUGGGAAGAAUGCUAGGCAAGGGGGAGUUUGGAUCAGUAAGAGAGGGUCAGCUGAAAUUGCCCGAUGGCUCUCUGCAGAAGGUUGCUGUGAAAAUGCUGAAAGCGGACAUAUUCACUUCAAGUGACAUUGAGGAAUUCCUGAAGGAAGCUGCCUGCAUGAAGGAGUUUGACCAUCCCCACGUCACUAAACUGAUUGGAGUCAGCUUGCGCAAUCGGCCAAAAGGACGACUUCCAAUCCCAAUGGUUAUCCUGCCCUUCAUGAAGCAUGGAGAUCUUCACUCUUUUCUUCUGAUGUCCCGAAUUGGAGAUAAUCCUUUUAACCUGCCUCUUCAGACACUUUUAAAGUUUAUGAUCGAUAUUGCCAGUGGCAUGGAGUAUCUGAGCUCCAAAAACUUCAUUCACAGGGAUUUAGCUGCUCGGAACUGCAUGCUGGAUGAAAACAUGAACGUGUGUGUUGCUGAUUUUGGGCUCUCAAAGAAAAUCUACAGUGGAGACUAUUACCGUCAGGGCUGUGCCUCUAAACUGCCAGUAAAGUGGCUUGCACUGGAAAGCCUUGCGGACAAUCUUUACACAACACACAGUGACGUGUGGGCCUUUGGUGUGACUAUGUGGGAAAUUGUGACUCGAGGGCAAACUCCUUAUGCAGGCAUUGAGAAUGCAGAAAUUUACAACUACCUCAUCAGUGGAAAUAGACUGAAGCAACCGCCAGAGUGCCUGGAAGAUGUCUACGAUCUCAUGUGCAGAUGCUGGCAUUCGGAACCGAAGCUACGCCCAAGCUUUGGAGCCCUGAAAUUGCAGCUGGAAAUGAUCUUGGCCAGACUGACUUUGCUCUCUUCCAGUCAAGAUCCCCUGUAUGUCAACAUUGGGAAGCCACAAGAAACUUCCAGGAAUAACCCCAUAAUUGACUGUCCCUUUGGAACUUUGGGCAGUGAGGUGAACACUGUAGGAGCAGCUGCUGCAGUUACUAGUGACUAUCGCUACAUCUUGAGCCCCUUGUGCCUUGGGAAUGAUGCUGAAAGAGAAAGACACCUGGAUGCAUCAGAAGGGGAGGCUAGGAGCCUUCUUUAUGAUUUGGAGAUGGGAGAAAAACCAUGUUAGUGUGGGGGAAAAGACAUUUUUAUAUCCUCCAAUAAGACAUGUUUUAUCUCUGUCAUCAAACAGUACUGCUUUAUAUAAAACACUUGUAGGCCGCUUUGAACCAGCAUCAUGUGGGCUCCUUCUGUAGCUGCCUACAGCUGCUUGGUUGCUAUAGCUGACAGUUCAAAAGGGUCGUGAAGCCUGAUCUUCUCUUGGCCUUUUGAUGGGAGGCUCAACAGUGAGACAGGCCCCAGCUAUUACAGCCAAUGAGUGCUUAAUUGCCUACAGAAUUCUCACUAAGUACUGAAGUCAAGUGGGAUGCUAGUCAGUAUUUUCUGUUUCUUGAAGAUAUUUUUCCAGCUCUGGGUAAACAAGAUUGGGACCAACGUAUCUGGAAAUUAUGAUCCGGCAGGUAUUCUCGUUGAUGUAUACUCUCCUUCAGGGUAGGAGGGAGAGAAAGCCUCCUUUAGCAGUACUGCCUAGACCUCUUGUCUACCUCAGUGGUUCUCAAACAAUGGGAUCUAUAUGGCUGCUUCUGUAAAAAGAAGAAACAUUCUGCCCUUUUCUCCAAGUGGUGGUCUGUGGACAGAUGUAGGCAUCCCUCAAGCCUUACUAAGCAGCUAAACAAUUCCACCCCCUACUACAUAUCUUUACUUUCUAAUACUUUAUCAUUGACAUAAAAUGGGUUAUGAUCAAAUUUGCCAUUGAGAGCAAAACUAAGGGGGGUGAUAAAUGCAGGUGGACAUUAACCAAGCUUCAAACAGUUUGUAAGAGAACAGUGCAGAAAAAGUGGGCAAUGUGUGGAAUAAAUUGAUACUAAAUCAUGCAGAGCUUUGUAUAACAAGACAGGAAAGCAAAAUGCAUAUAGAAAAAAGAGAUCUAUAGUGAACAUAAGAGGCAGCACUUUUAUUAAAAAUGAACAGAAUUUCUUUCUAUCCUACCACCCUAUUUUCACCCUAUUUUUUUUAAUGAGCAGAAGCUUAUAAGAAGGAAACUGGUAAACUGACAUCAUGAGAAAAAUCAGAUGCCAAUGAGAUGCUUUCUAUGUGAAGAAAUGGUUUGAGAAUCACUGGCUUACCUGACUAGAGGCUCUUCUGGCAUUCUGUAUAAGUUCAGCUGCUUUAUAACAUAGCUUCUGAUAUUUUGGCAACAUUCCAGAGGGACAUACUCAUUUUUUUAAAACUCUCAUUUUUCAAACCAAUCUGCCUGAUUAAUUGCAAAGAAGAAUAACACAUGCUUUUUAAAAAAAAGAUGGAAUACAUGUGUAAAUCAAUGUAUUUGUACAGCUGUUCCUAACAUAGAACAUGACAUCUUAUUAUGGCUGCCUGAAUUUUUUGCAUACUUAAAUUCUUCCUCUCUGUUUGAAGGACUCCCUGAUGCUGUGAUAUUCAGCAUGCAACAGAGUCAUAUCAGAUGUGAUGCAAUUGAAGUUAGGAUAUUUGUCAGUCCGACUGAUUUCCAAAAGAGUGUGUAUAUUUCAUACUCUCCUGUUGAAAUCAAUGGGACUUAAAAUACCUGAUUUUUUUCUGGAACAUCCCCAUUAUUUGCAGGCUGCAGAUCCUUCAGAAGCAGUCUGCACAACAAAAUUGCAGAGAGUGAAAAAAAAAUGCCACAGACAGGUCUUGUUAAUCAUGGUUACUUGUUAGCUAUUUUAAUUCACCAUUUAAUGAGUAGCUGUUUCUUUGAAGCUAAAAUCAUCAAUCAGGUCCUUUUGAGGGACACUGACACGGCCCUUUAUACAAAUCACUUAAACAUAUCAGGUUUUAACCUUCCUUGGUCACAUAAAUAGCAUGGUUAAAGGUGGCAAUAGAACCAAAGUGUGUUUAAAGAACAAAGAGGUCAUUUUACAUCUUCUUUUACUAUUCCAGAAAACAUAAUUCAUAUAAAUAAAAAUCUGAUCCUGCAUUCCAUUUCUGCCACACUCUAGCUUCACCUUUCACUAUCAUUAAGAAAUAGAAGCCGGAGGGGCAGGGGGCUAUGCAGCUGUAUGCUGUGCAUGCACUACUCUUAAGUUACUCUCCUCCCAUUCCGUGGGACAAAGAAAAUGGGUUGUACUGAGCAAGACUUCUGGUAAUGGGGUACAUCACCAUGGACACAUUUACACCACCCAGCAGCAUCAGUGAGCUCCUUUUACUCUCUACCAUGUAAAAAUGUAUUUCCUUCAAGCCUGUGAAAAAAAUGCUUACUUAGCCCUUAAUACCAUGUAUCAUAGGCAACGAUCCUAAAUGCACUAACUAGGGAAUAAAUCCCAUUGAAGUCAGUGAGAUUUAUUGCUCUGAAAGCAGCUACUAAGGUCCAAAGGAGACAUGAUGGUAGCACCCAUGCUUAACAACAACAACAUUUGAUUUAUAUACCACCCUUCAGGACAUCUUAAUGCACACUCAAAGCAGUUUACAAAAUAUGUUGUUAUCCUCACAACAAACACCUGUGAGGUGGGUGGGGCUGAGAGAGCUAGAAGCUGUGACUGACCCAAGGUCACCAUCAUUAAAAAUUGCUCAUCAUUAAAAAUUGGAUACAUGCAGCACUCACAGUAGACAUGAUCAAUCAAAAUGACCUCCCCUCAUAAUGCGAUUGCCUCCUAAGGUCCAUUGAGGAGGGAUGCAGAGAAGAGGCACAAUGUGUUACAUUGUUUAUUGGAUCUUAUAAUAGAUGGGGACAUUCUUCCCUUAACUGCUUCCACAUGAGGAUACGAAAAGUUGCGCCCCCCCCCCAUGGAAUCAGACAUGAGUAGGGUGGAGGUGUGAGGUGUUGGCGAUUGUAUAGCCUGCCCUUGCACCCCCUCCACAUUACAGCUGAGAUGUUGUUCUCAAAGCACUGCAGUUGAAUUGGGGGGAGGAAAGUCCUUUAAGGUCUUAAAGUAGGGAUGUGAUGUUUAACUCCUUUCUGAAGGCAGUGCUUAGCUCUUCCUCUCUCCAAACUGGCUGCAGGAAAAAACAUCCACAUGGAUAGUCCAACCAUAGCCACCCUGUAGUUCCCCUUUGAGACAGAGCAAAGGAAUUUUUUUUUUGCUCUGACUCGAAGGGGGAAGUAUGGGAGUCUCACAAGGCAUGCUCCGAAUAUGUCUUGUAGAAACUUCCCAGAAAAUCAGGGGUAUCCAAGUCAAUGCAUGGAGCAAAAUCCCUAUGUGGAAACAGCCCCACUAUUCAUUUUGAUUAUCAGCAUUUUGCUAGUCAGUAAAACACGUCAUCAUGAUACUCUGAGAACCUUACAUAAAUAUACAUUGAGAAAUUGGGGGGGGGGGGGCUCAUUUGAAACUUUUAUCUAUGCUUAUGAGAACCAGACAGGGAGGAAUGACUAAUGUUAUAUAUUUUGUAUUACGUUAUUGUGAAAUAAGGCCCGAAAUAUUAGUAUUCUCAGAAGCAUUAAUUAAUCAAUUGUCAAACAGCAUGCUUGCUAAAACAGGUCAUCAUUUGUGCAGACAUCAUCCACAGCAUUCAUUUAUUGCCUGUCGUAUUUGGUUGUGCAUACCAGCUUUUCAUCAUUGCAAUGGCAUGCUAUCAAGACUAAUAAUUGGCAUGGGGUUAAUAAAAUGGAUGAGAUACUAACAAUAUUAUAAUGGUGAUUGAAAAUAGUUGUGUAUGGUAAAUUAUGAGACAUCCAUACUUGAUGUUCUAGAAUGAAGUGGUAGGUUUGGGGCCAAACAACAGUGUUCAAAAUGAUUACCCCCUGGACCAUUGUGAGAAAGUCCCAAGUUUUAAAUUUCAUUUUCAGUUUGAGUCCAGACUUGAAAUUACUAUUCCACCAUAGAUAGAAUCUGUGAUUCUGAUAGACUGCUUGAAUUAAACCACCUGAAGCAAGAGUUCUACAGAAGCGUUUUGGAUGGCCCACACAAUAAUUCAACAUGAGCGUAGACAGAAUUUUACGGGAUGUUAGGCAGUGACCUCCCCCCUUUAUUAAGCUUGUUUACAAGAGACACAGGAGAGUGGUGAAAGCCUAACUCUUAAUGAAGAAUGCCGCCAUCUCACUAGACCUGUGCUCUCAUGAAUGUGCAGUAUGAGACAUGAAGUUUAAUAGUUAAAAAGGCAUAGUUAAAAAGUCCUAUGCCUUUUUUGUUGUAACAACAAAUCUUACAUCAGUUCAAUGGGAUUUAUUCCCAGGUAAAUCUGCAUAAGAUUGCAGCAUAAGUUUCCUGCAGCAGCCAUUUAGAAAGAAAAGCAACUGUACAUAUAAAAUCUAAUUUUCUGAAGCACGUUAUUUAGUUUUUAUGCUUUUAUAAAA